GGUUGCUCCUCCUAACAGAGGUGCUUCAGUGUAGGUGGAGGUGGUGCUUUAAAAAGUUGUGAGAGGAGUUUCUUGUUAGUCGAGAGCUAGUCUAUCCCGGGUAAAAUACAUUUGUAACGUGUUACUGAACAGCAGCUCCGGACUCGACGUUUGUCUCGACAAGGCACAUCUAAGAGAGGAGGCAACACAACCUGCGUUUUCCUGGAGUUACUGACUGUCGAGUUGGCAAAGAUGUUUCAGAUAAAAAGGAUCUGUUGCAUUGGUGCUGGAUAUGUAGGAGGCCCAACAUGCAGUGUGAUCGCCCAGAUGUGUCCAGAGAUCACAGUGACUGUUGUGGAUGUCAAUGAGUCCCGCAUCAAAGCCUGGAAUUCAGACACUCUACCCAUCUAUGAGCCGGGUCUGAAAGAGGUGGUUGAAUCAUGCAGAGGAAGGAAUUUGUUUUUCUCCACAGACAUAGACUCAGCCAUCAGGGAAGCUGACCUCGUCUUUAUCUCUGUUAACACCCCGACAAAGACCUAUGGGAUGGGAAAGGGUCGUGCGGCUGACCUUAAGUUCAUCGAGGCGUGUGCACGGCGGAUUGUGGAGGUUUCUGACGGCUACAAGAUUGUCACAGAGAAGAGCACAGUCCCAGUUCGAGCUGCUGAGAGCAUUCGACGGAUAUUUGAUGCCAACACCAAACCCAGCCUUAACCUACAAGUGCUGUCCAACCCAGAAUUCCUUGCAGAGGGAACAGCGGUGCGAGAUCUGAAGGAACCGGACCGCGUCCUGAUUGGUGGCGAUGAAACAGCCGAAGGCCAAAGGGCAAUCAGAGCGCUAUGUGCCGUCUAUGAGCACUGGGUUCCCAAAGCACGAAUCAUCACCACCAACACAUGGUCGUCCGAGCUGUCCAAACUGGCAGCCAAUGCAUUCCUAGCACAGCGAAUCAGCAGCAUCAACAGCAUCAGUGCUCUGUGCGAGGCCACCGGAGCCGACGUGGAAGAGGUCGCCAAGGCAAUCGGCAUGGACCAGAGAAUAGGCAGCAAGUUUCUCAAAGCCAGCGUAGGUUUUGGUGGAAGCUGUUUCCAGAAGGACGUGUUGAAUCUGGUGUAUCUGUGCGAGGCCCUCAACCUGCCUGAGGUCGCCUCAUACUGGCAGCAGGUGAUAGACAUGAAUGAGUACCAGAGGCGGCGGUUUGCCUGCAGGAUAAUUGACUGUCUCUUCAACACUGUUACUGGUAAAAAGAUUGCUCUGCUUGGCUUCUCCUUCAAAAAAGACACAGGUGACACAAGGGAGUCGUCCAGUAUCUACAUCUCCAAGUAUCUGAUGGAUGAGGGAGCCAAGCUGUUCAUCUACGACCCCAAAGUUCUCAAAGAACAAAUCAUUCAUGACCUCUCCCAGCCCAGCAUCUCUGAGGACAACCCAGAAAGAGUGUCGGAGCUGGUGACUGUCACUUCAGACCCUUAUGAGGCUUGCCAAAGUGCACAUGCACUGGUCAUCUGCACUGAAUGGGACAUGUUUAAGGAACUGGACUAUGAGAAGAUCUAUAAGAAGAUGCUGAAGCCAGCCUUUAUAUUUGAUGGUCGUAGAGUGCUGGAUCACCUCCACCCUCACCUCCAGAACAUCGGCUUCCAGAUCGAGACCAUCGGUAAGAAGGUGACGGCAACAAGAAUCCCCUACACCCCAGCAGCUGUCUGUCCUCGCAUCACUGCCACGGAACCUCCCACCAAGAAAGCCAAAGUCUAAAACUCACCUACACACACACACACACACAUUCCUCAUUCAACCUUUUUAUUGCUGGUGAAACGUUAUUCACUUCUCUGUUGUCGGUACACUCCCAUUGAUCCUACAGUGGGUUGGUAAAGAGGAAGAGGUUUGUUGAGCCUUCAGUCCAAAAAUUGUGUGGAAGAAAUUCAGUAAUGAAUCAUUCCAGACAUAGAAACACUUAAUUUUAUACAUCUCAUGUUUAACAGCAUUUAUCAGCCAAACAUUUUAGAAGCAGUUACAUCUGCACGGUCUGUUGUAGUUUCAAAGGAACACUAUUAGAGUGAGUCUAGUUUCUUACAGUAUUUACUAUAUAAUCAUGUAUUGUUGCAGAAUUGCAAAAUUUUAUACUAUUUUUAAAAAUAUUUUUAUAAAUCAUCUUAACUGUAUGUUGAUCAGAACGUGUCCUCUGUAUUAGUGACUGUUUACCUAAAGGGCCAAUGCAAUAAAACGUGAUGUGUGUCCUUAA
This is a messenger RNA of Lates calcarifer (barramundi perch), 2209 nucleotides long. It is a transcript of the gene ugdh, whose product is annotated as UDP-glucose 6-dehydrogenase. Bases 232 to 1722 code for a protein of 496 amino acids. NCBI's taxonomy places the organism in Eukaryota, Metazoa, Chordata, Actinopteri, Centropomidae. The transcript has 12 exons. The record is from RefSeq and is a predicted model, not a curated record. Gene Ontology annotation, biological process: glycosaminoglycan biosynthetic process. Gene Ontology annotation, cellular component: cytosol; nucleus. Gene Ontology annotation, molecular function: UDP-glucose 6-dehydrogenase activity; NAD binding.